This is a messenger RNA of Ixodes scapularis (black-legged tick), 855 nucleotides long. RefSeq lists its product as uncharacterized. Gene Ontology annotation, molecular function: nucleic acid binding; zinc ion binding. Lineage: Eukaryota; Metazoa; Arthropoda; Arachnida; Ixodida; Ixodidae. The record is from RefSeq and is a predicted model, not a curated record. The transcript has a single exon. The annotation marks the transcript as partial.
GCCGACGAUUACAAGGUGGUGUUGCCUCCCAUCCCAACGGGUGCAACGAUUUUAAAUUCAGUACUUUUGCACUGCGAUUUGAGAGGCCGACCCUAUCGUAUUGAAGAUUUCCGGCAAGAACUGAAGCGGUGCGCCGUCCUGUCCGAGAUUGUGGCGCUCGGUGCUUUCCAGAUGAACCACGUCUGGUUAGCCACGCUGCGAACGCCGGAAGCCAAGAAGCGGCUCAUCGACUGCAAAGAGUUGAAGGUGAAGGACCUGAAAUGUGUUGUCAUCGACCCCAGCAGCACGGAAGUCCGUCUACGCCUCCAUUGGGUCCCGUAUCAUGUGACCGACGACGCGGUGAGCAAGUUUUUGGAACCCUACGGCAAGGUUAUAGAAGUCGCACGUGAGAAAUGGCGCGUCGAGGGAUUCGAGGGCAUCGAGUCGACUACCCGGCUGGCGCGCAUGACGCUGAAGAGCGGCGUCACGCCCGACGAAAUGCCUCAUCAGCUGCGGCUUCAGGGGGCGAACGUCCUUAUCGUAAUCCCAGGGAGGGCGCCGGUCUGCCUGCGCUGUAAGCGUGCCGGGCACAUCAGGCGCGACUGCCGCGUGCCUAAGUGCUCGGUGUGCUCACGUUUCGGCCACGAGAAGGAGGAGUGCGUAAAGACCUACGCCCGAGUAACUGGUGGAGCGGCGGCGGAAGACCUUUCGCCCCUGACCAUGGAUAUCGACGAGGCUGAGCGUUCCGCUCAGGGACAACAAGACGAAGCUCCACCGUCUGGUGAGCCCUGCAGUCAUCCUGUUGGAGCGGACGGCUCGACUGAAGUCUCGCCUAGCGAGACUUCAGUCGAGCCGUCCGCUCGACUGAAGUCCUAG